Molecule: messenger RNA, 2180 nt
Organism: Podarcis raffonei (Aeolian wall lizard)
Lineage: Eukaryota; Metazoa; Chordata; Lepidosauria; Squamata; Lacertidae
Product: zinc finger protein OZF-like
Exons: 3
Coding region: 17-1285 (422 amino acids)
Biological process (GO): regulation of transcription by RNA polymerase II
Cellular component (GO): nucleus
Molecular function (GO): DNA-binding transcription activator activity, RNA polymerase II-specific; RNA polymerase II cis-regulatory region sequence-specific DNA binding
Source: RefSeq, a predicted model, not a curated record
UCCUGCCCGAGUGAAAAUGGAAGUGGCACACUCUCCACUGGAUCAGGGCCCGGUGACCUUUGAGGAGGUGGCUGUGCAUUUCGCGGAGGAGGAGUGGGCUCUGCUGGAUCCGGCCCAGAGAGCUCUGCACAGGGAAGUCAUGGAGGAGAAUUAUGGGACUCUGAACUCUCUGUAUGGUGGGCAGGAAAGGCAAGGGAGAAGGAAAGCUGGAUCAGAACAACCAGGGAAGAUGAAUUCUGUCUGUUCCCAAGAAAUCCCACUCCCACAAGUGUAUCACAAAAGAGAAAAAGGAAAGACUCUGUGUUCAAAGCCGUCUAUCUUUAGCACAGAUCAGAUGAUCAAUGAAGGGGAGACGCUCUUGAUAUGCUCGGAGUGUGGGAAGAGCUUCAACCGGAGCACAAACCUGACUCGGCACCAACGGAUCCACACGGGAGAGAAGCCGUUUAAAUGCUCUGAGUGCGGGAAGAGCUUCAGCCAGAAGAUGAACCUUACGCGACAUCAGAGAGUGCACACGAGGGAUAAACCCCAUGAGUGCUCGGUGUGUGGGAAGAGCUUCAGUCAGAGCACAACCCUGAAAAUACAUCAGAGAAUCCACACGGGGGAGAAACCGUACACAUGCUCUGAAUGCGGGAAUAGCUUCCGUCAGAAGAUAAAUCUCACCAGGCAUCAAAGAGCACACGCGAAAGAGAAACCCUACAAAUGCCCCGAGUGUGGCAAGAGCUUCAGCCACAGCUCAAGCCUCAAUGACCAUCAGAGAAUCCACACGGGGGAGAAACCUUACAAAUGCCCCGAGUGCGGGAAGAGCUUCAGCCAGACCACCAGCUUUGCGUACCACCAGAGACUUCACUCUAGAGGGAAACCACACCAAUGCCCCGAGUGCGAGAAAAGCUUCAGCCAUUGCUCAAACCUUAAUGAACAUCGGAGAAUCCACACAGGGGAGAAACCGUACGAGUGCUCUGAGUGCGAGAAGACCUUCAGCCAGAAGAUAAACCUUGCGAGGCAUCGGAGGGUACAUACAGGGGAGAAACCGUAUCGGUGCUCAGAGUGCGGGAAGAGGUUCAGCGACGGCUCGAGCCUUAGUGCCCAUCAGAGAAUCCACACCGGAGAGAAGCCGUACAAAUGUGCCGAGUGUGGGAAGGGCUUCAGCCAACUCACCAACUUCACUUACCAUCAGAGAAUCCACACCGGAGAGAAACCCUACGAAUGCCCAGAGUGCGGGAAGAGUUUCAGCCAGAAGAUAAACCUUAUUAGACAUCAGAGAGUGCACAAAGGGAGGGCCUCCUGAGGACAGAAACAUCUUUGGGAUGCGGAAGGCACAUGAGAAAGAUAUGAGGGUGACUUUCCUCUCCAGUGAUUCACACAGAGGCAAUGUAUUACAAGCAGAGUGGAGCUUCUCUGGUUUUAAGAGAGAAUUCAUGAAGGGGAGAAAACUAAGCUUGGUGAAAAUGUAGAAAAAUCUGGAUGACUUUUGUUUUGUUAUGCUUUCCUCCCGUUCCAUUUUAUCAAAUAAAUCUUUCCUCCUAGUAAAUAUUCUAGCCAAGCCACCAGAGGGAUAGAUGAAUACUUACAAGUAGCCUUUAAUCAGAAAGAGAGGGAGAAAUGUAUCUUUCAGCAAUUAACUGUUUUCUAGCUAUGAUAUUGGAACUCGUUCUCUACAAUGCCAUGAAUCCUUUAAUGUGACGUUGUCACAGCAUGACAGUGGUUCCUGCUUGGCUGCCAGGGUUUUGAGAGAACAAUGGAUAUUGUGACAGGUCAAUAUGAAGAGGUCAACAACAACAACAACUUUAUUAUUUGUAUCCCGCCCAUUGCCCCAGAACAGGAUGGAAUGAUAUGAAUUGCAGGGGAUUGGAACAGAUGACCAUUUGGAUCCCUUACAACUCUACAGAAGAACUAUGAUUCUAUGAAUUUAUUAACUGUGGAUGGAGAGAAUUCCUCACUCUCAAAACACAAAGAUCUGGGCACACCGCCAGUGAGACUGGUUGGAGGGACAGCUCAAGGCCAACAAAGGUGAAACAGCUUCUUCACCAACCACACCACGGUCAAGUUGCAGGAAUCACUUCCACAUGGUUGUGAUGGGGACAUGUAGCUUAGACAUGUAGCUUUCUUAUUUUAUUAUUAUUUCGUACCAUUUAUACACCGCUUUGUAAAAAGCCUAGGAGUUGUGUGUUGUUGGUUUUUUU